AUGGCCGCUGUUGAUAAUGAAAAAUUAAGUAUAUUAGAACUUACGGAUUGUAUUUAUUUUCUACGUGGCCAUUGUAUGUUCAAUGGUAAAUGUCAUUAUCGUCACUGUCAAGCAGCUAUUCAGCAAUUGGAACAAUGCUUCAAGUGGCCUGGUUCGUGUCGUGAUAAAAAUUGCCCCUAUCGCCAUACGGGCAAGCCAUCUAAAAUGCUAAAAUCUUCAGUACAAGAAAAAGAUUUCAUUAGUUUCUUUUGGGAUAUUGAAAAUGUUCCCAUACCUAAAGGACAAAAACCUUUCGAUAUUGUUCAACGUAUUCGACAAAAACUGGUUGUUGAAUCAGGCCUGCAAGAAGCAGAUUUUUCUUGCUUUUGUAACAUCAAUACGAUAUCACAAGACAAUCAACAUAAUUUACAUCAUGCCAAUGUUCGUAUUGUUCAUGUACCUGAUAGAAAAUCAGGUGCCGUUGAUCGACAAAUAAUGCUUGAAUUGGACCGUUUCGAGCGUAUUCAUCGUCCACCGGCUACUGUAGUUCUCAUAUCGGGUGAUAUUGAUUUCGUUGGAAAACUAAGUGAUCUUCGUCAUCAAGCCGGAUUUCAUGUUAUAGUCAUACAUAAUAAACCAGCUAAAGACGAAUUAAAAGCUACUGUACAUACGCACUAUCCAUGGGAAUACUUUACUGAAUCAAAUGGUCAACAUGAAAUAAUCAUGGAAGAUAAAUCAAAAAGGUCAGGCAGUCAGCGAAGAAAUUUAAAUUCCAAUUUCAAUGACCAGACAAACAAUAAUUCUCACUUCGACCACAAAAUACCAGUUCCAAAACCAAGACAGUCACGUUCGAAGACAAGAGUGAAUUUGCAGAAUGAAACUAAUAUUGUUCAGAACAAUAAUGUGCCUCAGAAUUUUCCGGUAAUGUAUCCUCGUGCUACAAGUGCAAAUCGAAAUUAUAAGCGAAUGGAUUAUAGUCCAUCACGAAAACCACAAAACUGGAGAUAUUAUAAUACAAUGGGAUAUUUUUAUUCAGAUUCUUAUGCUCCUCCACCAUCUGUUCCAAACCCAAUAGCUACAACACGCGCUCGGAAACGUCAAUCAGCCAGUGUUUUUAGUUCAAAUCGACAAAAUAAUCGAAUGUUCACUUCAUCUGAACAAAUAUCACCAACUAUCAAUAAUGAUUUGGGACAGACAGAACAAAAGUUAUUAUCAUGUGCUCAUUGCAACAAUCGAUAUGGUACAAUUCAAGCACUUCGCCAACAUCAAAAAGAUCGAAAACACUUAUUCUUUUGUCCAGUAUGCUGUUGUAGCUUUACCGAACCGAAUAAUUUAAAGCAACAUCAAACUGCGAAAGGACACGACAUUUCCACUAAAAUAUCACAUCAAGAUACUACGAACGAUACUUCGAAUAAAAUGUGUCAAUUAGCUGAUAGUGUUGAACAUAAAUUAGAUGUGUCUAACACUACCAAAAUUCUGUCCGAAAAUCAUCAAACAUCUACCGUCAACAAUUCAACUAUCGACAAAAACACAAAUAAUGUUGAUAUUGAUGUGAGUUAA
This is a messenger RNA of Rotaria socialis, 1539 nucleotides long. NCBI's taxonomy places the organism in Eukaryota, Metazoa, Rotifera, Eurotatoria, Philodinida, Philodinidae. The record is from the annotation of a GenBank genome assembly.